GCUUGCGGGUCAGACCUGUGGGCCAGGGGAUGGGAGCAGGGCUGAGGGUAGGGGCUGAAUGUGUGGCUCUGUCCCUGUGUUGCCUUCCACAGAGGAGCAAGGCCUCAGGCUGAGGAAGGAGGGGCACGCUGGAACAGCCUAGUCUCCUCCCCGUGGAUUCCCCCAAACCCAUAACAUUCUUCCAUAGGGGCUGAGAACGCAGUGCCCCGUCCCUGACAGGGAUGAAAAGUGAACCCCUCAGGUCAGGAGAGGCAGAGUUGAGGUUCUGCCACUUCCUGUCCCUGGGGAGCCACUCAAGUUACCAGGGCUACCGGCUGAAAUAAAUCUUUUCCGGGUAGGGCCAAGGGCAGUGUGUUGCCAAGGCAACUGAUGUAGGCCAGUUGUGUGACUCCAGGCUUGUCCUGGUACUCAGUGGGUCCAAUCACCUGGCAUUGAUCACCUGGCAUUGAUCAGCACCCACCCCACCCCUGAGGCUUGCCCAGGCCCUCAGAUCCCUGCUCGUCCUGCCUUUCCUGCCCAUGUGUCACCCAGCACCCAAGGUUCAGUGACACAGGGUGGUUUGGAGCUGGUCACUGUCAUAGCAGCUGUGAUUUCACAAGGAAGGGUGCUGCAGGGGGACCUGGUUGAUGGGGAGUGGGAAGGGGAAGGUAUAAAGAGAUCUUCCUCAGGUAUCUUCAAGCCUCAGGGAGUAAAAAAGACUCCUGGGCCCGGAGUGCAGCAGGGACAGGGGCCCUUUGGUGGCCUCUUUGAGGCAGCAGCAGGACUGGGAGGGGGAGGGGUGUGCACAUGUCCUUUGUGUCCCUGCCCCUUUGCACAUGGUGCCUGUAUCAAGGCCCUUGGCCACGUGGGGCUAUGGCCUUGAACACAGUCCGGUUUUGUUGGCCACUUACGGAGCCAUUGCCUCUGUGGCCAACACCCAACACUGGGCAGUUGCCGAGCCCCGCCCCACAGCCCCCCUGCCCCACACCACCUGUGCUUCGAGCCUCUCCUGCACCCCAGUGGGGCUUUGGCUUACCAGAGGUCACCUGGAGCAGGCCCUGGGUCCCACCUGCCUGCUGGCUGGGUGCUGGUUGGUUCCCUGCAUCUCCCUCUCAAUGUGACCUUGAAAUAGGUGUGUGAGGACCCCAGCUCCAUGCACACAGCACUUGCCUCCCAUAUUCCCACUCACGUGGGGCCCCUUCCCCAGGAAGCAGGAAGUGUGGCGGGAAGCCCUGCCCACCCUGCUCAGGCUGCCCUGGCCCUUGGGCUAGGUUUGGGUCCUUGCAUCUGUUCUCUUGUUCUGUCUUUGUCAUAUCUUGUUCCUUCCCUGAGGGAGCUCCUCCCUGAAUGCCAUCUUUAUGGGGGCUGCAUGUUGGCCUCUCCUCCCUGACCCUCGGCUUUCCCCUUUAGGCACCUUACUUGCCUUGGGUGAUAUCUCAGGGUCCUCUAAGGUCCCACCGGGUGUCACCUGCUGGUUUGUCUGGUGCACCUUCACCCCCAUCCCCUUGGAGGGGGUCAGUGGUCCUUGGAUCAGAACUGAGUGCAAAAAUGUCCAAUUCCCAGCCCAAUCGCAAUUUUUUCAAGAAGCAAAGGGUACCUCCACCAGGAAGUCCACACGUCCAUGGUCAGAGCCUUCAGGUGGUCCCGGGGUAGUAUUUUUGGGCAGUGGUGGCAAGGAGGGGCCCAGAGCAAUGGGGCAGCUCGAGGGGGUCUUCCUGAGAGAUGGCCUCUUCCUCCGAGGUCUCCUUCAGUGGCCACUUGACUGGGUUCCAGCGGGUAUGGUCUGUGCACAGGGACUACCCCCUGAGCUUACUUAGCCCAAGUCACCUCCUAUCACCCCAAACUCUCAAGAAAAUCUCCAGCUCAGAAAUAAUCCAGAGCAGUGCUCAGUGGCAGUGGCUCCUUUGGUUACUUGGAAGGGCACAAAACCACUCCUGGAUGGGAAGGGGGUACACACAGGAAGGACACCUACAGGCCGAGCGGGGCGUGGCAGGAGCCAGCAGGGUGCAUGGAGGCCCCGUUCCAAAGCCCUCUAAUCGCCAGCGCCACCACCGCUGCCACAAGACCGAUCACUGGCCUCACACCGAGGCUUUCUCGGUUGCCCCGACGACGUGUCCGGACCGCAGUCAGCUGAUCGGUAGAGACGCCCCCACGCUCUCUGCCCCUAUAAAGGCUCAGUCUUGGGGUCGAGGCCGCCUCUCUUGGACUUCCCUACUCAAACUCCAGUUGUUCCCGGGCGACGUGAGGAUUAGUCUCGUGGGGUGGGGGUUCCUGAGCGGUCGGCGGAGGGAGGGAGGUAGUGGGGAGCCCAGGCCAGGGGCAACAGUCACCGGGACACUCGCUGUGCGCAGAGUCCUUGCCCCAAACUUCCAGUCAGGAGCCCGGGAGAGACGCUGGGCAUCAAGACGGGUGGCAGCCUGCCCGGCCGCUGCUCCCGGCCCGCCGAGUUCGCCACCUCACCCCCACCCCUGCUGGCCUCUCCCCGUGCUCAAGACACGAGACCCAGCCGUCUCUGCCUCUUCUGCAGCCACUUUAUUGCCUUCGCCCCUGAAUGAAGCCCGCAGGCGGCGGCCCCGGGGAGAGCCGGGAAUGGCCGCCGUGCCCCUCAGCCAGCCGCUGCCCUGGGCCUGCCCUGCCGACGUGCGGCUCUGCGGCCACCUGCGCGCAGACCCGCCGCGUCCCGAGUGUUCCGAGAGCGAGCAGAAGUUUCGCGCGUGCCGAGCCCGGCCCCAGAGCAGCCUGAGCCUGGCGGGUGCGUGCACCACCAGCAAGUGCGCAGACGCGCGCCAGCACCACCUGAUCGUCCUCUACACCCGCGACAGCAGCCUGCGCGUGGCGGCGGCAGGCGAGGCGGAGCAGCAGGCGUGAUACAACACCCUGCUCGAGGAGCGCGGUGAUGCCGGUGAGGCCCGAGCCCCGGGCUUCCGGGGGCCUCGGGGGCUUCUGGCUGUGGUUUCUCCGUGGCUCGCCCCUCCCCCAGGUCGCCGAAAGUUCAAACAUUAAAGGGGCAGGUUUAGAGUUCUCCGGGCACAGGCCCGGCGCGGUGGCUCACGCCUAUAAUCCCAUUAGUUUGGGAGGCCAACGCGGGCGUAUCACCUGAGGUCAGGAGUUCGAGACCAGCCUGGCCAACAUGGUGAAACCCCAUCUCUACUAAAAAUACAAAAAUUAGCCGGGCGUGGUGGCACAUGCCUGUAAUCCCAGCUACUCAGGAGACUGAGGCAGGAGAAUCGCUUGAACCGGGGAAGCGGAGGUUGCAGUGAGCCAAGAUCAACCACUGCACUCCUAGGUAACAGAGCUAGACUC
Messenger RNA from Pan troglodytes (chimpanzee), 3282 nucleotides. It is a transcript of the gene IRS3, whose product is annotated as insulin receptor substrate 3. Gene Ontology annotation, molecular function: insulin receptor binding; phosphatidylinositol 3-kinase binding. Gene Ontology annotation, biological process: insulin receptor signaling pathway. NCBI's taxonomy places the organism in Eukaryota, Metazoa, Chordata, Mammalia, Primates, Hominidae. The coding region runs from base 1702 to 2847 and encodes 381 amino acids. Gene Ontology annotation, cellular component: plasma membrane; cytosol. The transcript has a single exon. The record is from RefSeq and is a predicted model, not a curated record.